GCCAAUCUCCGGAGCCCCGGCCGCUGCUCCGACCGAACCCAGCGCGUCGGCGGGGGAUGCUGCUCGGCUGGCGGGGCCAAGGCAGGGCGCGGGCGGCGCGGGCACAUUGUUGCGUCCCUGCUGAGUUCCGGGCGGCGGCGGGCUAGUCCCCGCCGCGGCUGCAGCUCGACGGGGCUGGGAAGGCAGAGCGCGGCGGUUCUGCUCUUGGGGUCUUCUCAGUGCCCCCUCCGCCUCUCCUGGGUCCCCAAAGGGGCCAGGCAGUCUGUGGAGGAAGGCAUCCUGACUGUUUGAUGGUUCGCCCCCUGAACGGUGUCCUGGCUUUGAGCUUCUCUAACUCGCCCCUGCUGCCUCCCAGCUCGGGAGGGACCAUGAGCCGCUACAGCUUCUCCAACCUGAUGGACUGGAUGUAUGGCGGGGUGGACCCCAGCUUCGAAGGCAACGGGGGCCACGAGUGCGCUGCCUUCCUCCCUUGGGAGCAGCGUCUGCUGGAGAGCCUGGUCUUCACCGCGGUGGGAGUGCUGGAGAUCCUGGUCUCUUUGAGGAAGAUCAGGAGGUCCAUGACCCAGGAAGCUGCUGAGCUCUUGGCUCAGUCCCGGGUCAAGGAGGAAAGUUGGGGCAAAAACCUCCUGCUGGUGACCUUCUGCCUGACCUUUGGACUUGAAGUGGGAUUCAAAUUUGCCACCAGGACGGUCAUCUACUUGUUGAACCCGUGCCACGUGGUUACGAUGAUGCAGAUUUUUCUACUGGCUUGUCCACCUUGCCAUUUCGCCAUGAUUCUAUUCAGGUUACAAAUGCACAUGCUGAAUGGGGCCCUUCUUGCUCUCCUGUUUCCUGUGGUUAACACCCGCCUGCUACCUUUUGAAUUGGAAAUUUAUUACAUUCAACAUAUCAUGCUCUAUGUUGUCCCAAUCUACCUGCUACGGAAAGGAGGUGUUUACACUCCUGAGCCAUCCUGGAAUUUUUGGUGGGCCUUGCUCUCCACUGGAUUGAUGUUUGUUUACCACUACACUUUUUUACAGAUCUUGGGACUCAUCACGGAAGUGAACUUGAACAACAUGUUGUGCCCGGCUAUUUCCGACCCUUUCUAUGGCCCUUGGUAUAGAAUCUGGGCAUCGGGACACCAGUCCAUCAUGACCAUGUUCCAUGGAAAACUCAUACUUUUCCUUUUCUAUUAUGCUGCCCGUUUCUUUAAACUCAGUGUGGAAGUACGAUGCUCUCCGGCUAAGAAAGUAUCCUGAAACUCCAUCCUGGUUCUUCUUUGUUGAAGGAUCUUGAGGAGAGCCUUUAUAUUUGGGGUUGGAGAAGAACACUGCCUAUAUUGUUUUUGAUUCCAUUCUUCUAUUAUGACAUCAGAUUUAUCGUCCCAAUGUUCCAUUGAAUCUUCGUGACCUAUAGGAUGGCGAAGCACGUGGGCUUAUUUACAAAAGAAGCCACAAGUAGACUUCAACUUUUGAUCUUGCCACCUUAGACCUUUGGAGUUUCAGAUGUCCGUCAUAUCAAGGACUGUGGUUGAUGGAAAGCACUAUUCUCUUUGCUCAUGACUUCAGUGACUUUUCCUCCCUUAUGGCAGCUCUUAGGUUUUACCUUCAGCACAGAACCCCUCCUUGUCUCAUGUAGACUUUGAGGGUGAAUAGUAUUGGGUGCUUCUUCACUAUCAGCGUAGACGCGAAGGUUCUUUGCGUGGUUGAAAUUUGGUUAAACAUAUAGGGAACAAUAACACUGCCAAACACUGCCUUCUGAAACUCCCGAAAGUUUUAGCUGAAGCCUGCUCAGAUGCCAUCAUAUCUGCGGGCACCUCCCAGAUUGUUUCUAUCUAAAUUAGUUGGUGGGGGAAAAAACUUAAUUGCUGGAUUAAGAUUUAGGAGAUGGAUUUGUCUCAGUUAAAGGCACCGACCAAGAAAAUCUGCCAAUUUGGAGUUGGACUCUAUGUCAUAGCUAAGUAUACUUACAUAAAUGUAUUACACGUUGUACAUACAUGUAUUCAAUGUUAUGUCCACACACACAUAUAUAUCAACUACCCCCUUGUAGGAUACUCCAGAAAAAAGCAUAUUCUUCAUCCAUGAUUCACCAUCUAGCACUAUCUAUCACAGGGUUCCUCAAACGUGGCAACUUUAAGACUUGUGGACUUCAACUCCCAGAAUUCUCCAGCCAGCAUGCUGGCUGGAGAAUUCUAGGAGUUGAAAGUUCACAAGCUUAAAGUUGCCACGUUUGAGGACCCCUGAUCUAGCAAGACUGCUGGAUGAGAGUCCGGCAGACCAACAUAUCUGGAGAUCCUUGGGGAAACAGCACAAAUUCAGGUUUGGCUGAAGUAGCCAACCUGCGAAAGUCAUCCUUCAGAGACAUUGAGGAAUAAUUUUCUUUUCCGCAUUGGUGUAAAUUGGAGAAAAGUAACCCUCAGAAGCCGAAUCUCUAGCUUUCGGAGUUGUCGCUGUGAUAGUUGUUCUGAAUUAGAUCCUGGCUCCUCUUUUUGUCCCAUCCCAGCCAGAGUCUCCAGUUGUAUUGCCUUACAAGUCCCAUGUUGGGCAUCCUUUGAUACCUCAAGCAGAGAUAAUUUGCCUUAAGGUCAACCUUAUCUGCUCUUUCCACCUGAAUGGGGGAAGUAAUGGGGUGGGGUGGGGUGGGUACUCACCAUGAAGAACUUCAAAAGUAAUUAUGAAUAUAAUUCCAGUUGACCAAAACUUGAAUCUCAUUCCAGUUUGAUCAGAUAAUUAAUCUUCUUCUUGGGGGGCUUUAUAGAUCUUGGUGGUUUUGUUUUUUAAUGUAUUCGUAGCUGUUGAGACAUUUUGUGAAUAUUUGACUGUGAAUAUUCUUUAGUUGCCCCAUUUCUAUCCGAAGAGAGAGUUCCUGCUAUGCUGCCCAGUGGGAAAUCUCAUCUCUGUUUCUUGGGCCAAAUUCCUCAUGUCAAAUCCCCAGUGGGGCCCUGGGGAGCGAGGUGUCUUCUUCUGCUGCUUUGAUGAAUCUUGAUGUUUACUCUUUGACGUGGCAUAUUUAAACAGAUAUAUGUACGUGCAAUGAAAUUUCUAGACGUGAAUAACAUAGUCACAGUGUUUUUGUGCUUGUGUGAGAGUGUGUGUGUGAGACAGUUGUUCUGGGCUCCUUCUAUAUAGAACCAUAAAACUUACAAGGAGAUUGCGCAUCUGUUUUAAAUCGUGACUAUUGACUUUUCUUUUUCUUUUUCAAAGCCAAGAAUUAGCUAGGGCGGGUUUCUUAUUUGGAUCUGCCAAUGAAAGUGAUCUCUGUAUUCCUACUGUGAUCUCAGUGAUCAAUCUAGUCCUAUUCUUUGAUUCUGUGCCAUAUUUAUCAUCCAGACUAUGGCCUUAGUUUUUUCUAGACCAUGCAACUAGUCUGUGGGUGCCUCUUGCUCGUCAAAGAGGUGCCACUUGUCUUCUUUCCAGAUCAUACAAUAGCCGAGAUGUUUUUUAAAAAAAACAUUAUUCUGUGUCCUGUUUUCGAGUGCAGGUUAUUUGAGGAAAAAGCUGCCUUGCUAGCACAACAGAUUGGGAAAUUUCUUUUUAAGCCGCUUGGAGAGUUUUUCUUCUACGUGCCCCCUGGAUAAAUAGACCAGGGGGCCUGUAAACCUCUUUUGGGGGAGCAUUUCCUUUCGUUCUGAGAUUUGGCAGAGCUGGGGAGGCUGUUUGAUCCAAGUUACAACUUCUGUGAACUAGAUUUUUGGCUCUGGGCUGUAGCAAUCAGAUCCUGGAGAGAUUAGGGACUGCUGGUGCCAGAUCUGUACAGAGGUUGAAAGCCUCGUUUGAUAAAAAUAGCACCUUCGGCAGGAAAGAUAGCUAAUAUUCUUUGUUCUGGGAUUUUUCUUGUUCCUUUUUCUAAAUUUAAGAUGGCGAGCUUUAUUGGGGGGGAGGGGAAUGUAGCAGCAGGACAUUAUCGCCUUCCAUUCUGAAUUUUUAAGAUUAAUCCAGUGUCCUUUGUGGCGCCCCAGUCAGACACGAUCUUUGUAAAGAUGGUGAAGUGCCAAGAAAGAAGUUGCUAUAUUCCCUUCUUGAAAUGGAAGAGUGGAAGGAUUUCCCAUGCAGGGGUGAAAAAUGCAGUUAGAGGGCUACACAUUUUAAUUUAUAGAUUGAUUGGCGGAAGGGAAUAAUAGCAGCAGCAUAAAUCGUUUAACCUGAAGAGAGAAGGAUUUGCAGAUCACAUCCCUUUUGGCCUCCUCCAAACUAAAAACCCUGUGUGGUUACUCUCGUUUAAUGGUGCCUGGCAGCUUUCGUUGGCCUGUGCUAAAUUCUUUGAAUGAAAGGUUGGCUAGAAGCAUCCUGGAAUGAGACUUGAAAAAAGCUGCAAGCAGAGAUUGUCAUGGAGGCCAAAGACAGAGCCUAGGAAAGCUUUGGUCCUCUCCCUUCUAGCAUCCUCAUCUCCAUCACCUCCUCUUUUUUUCCAUAAAGUCUGGGAAGAAUCUUAAGUUGGCUUCCACCAAUUGUUUCUAUCUAUUGGGUAUGGAAUCCUUCGGUGUUGGCUUUCCUGUGUUUUUAACAUCUUGUAUGAUUGUUGAGCCCAAGGUUGCUCAUGGUUUCCAUUUAUGGCUGUAGAACGUCUUGGAAUUACAGUCAAAUGUUGUCUUUUGAAGACCGCCAUUAACGGGCGAUUGGCUUGUGUGCACUUUUAACGUCGAGUACCUCAGUGAAGCUGCCUUUUGUGGCCUGCAUCAGUUUUGAAACUUUCUCAUCAUGGAAAUUGAGUGUGCUUUGGGGAAAAAAAAAUCAGAACUGAAUUCUCCUGUCAUAGCCAAAAGGCACAAACACUCAAUGUGCGUCAGAUUCACACUGGUUUUAUCUACACCUGGGCAAAGUUGGGUUCCUACUGGUUUGGACUGGCUCGGGUGAACCGGCAGUGACCCAGGCCUGCCAUGCCCCUGAACUGGU
Messenger RNA from Thamnophis elegans (Western terrestrial garter snake), 4871 nucleotides. RefSeq names its product transmembrane protein 164 (gene TMEM164). NCBI's taxonomy places the organism in Eukaryota, Metazoa, Chordata, Lepidosauria, Squamata, Natricidae. The coding region runs from base 291 to 1238 and encodes 315 amino acids. The record is from RefSeq and is a predicted model, not a curated record. The transcript has 7 exons.